Molecule: messenger RNA, 3256 nt
Organism: Gekko japonicus
Lineage: Eukaryota; Metazoa; Chordata; Lepidosauria; Squamata; Gekkonidae
Product: lysine-specific demethylase 2B-like
Exons: 15
Coding region: 167-2965 (932 amino acids)
Biological process (GO): regulation of transcription by RNA polymerase II; protein demethylation
Molecular function (GO): DNA binding; histone demethylase activity; transcription coregulator activity
Source: RefSeq, a predicted model, not a curated record
GUUCGGUGGAAACAUCCUGCACAGCUUUAACGUUCCCAUGCAGCUUCGCAUCUAUGAGAUUGAGGACAGAACAAAGGCAUGUGACUGAAAACCUUUUGAAGGCCGAGGGGUGGAAGGCGGCUUCCUGUUUGUGCAGGCCAAGUUCCGUUACCCUUUCUACUAUGAGAUGUGCUGGUAUGUUCUGGAGAGAUACGUGUCUUGCGUGACCCAGCGCUCCCACCUCCGCAAAGAGUACCUGAGAGAAUCAAUGUUAAUUGAUGCAACAAGGAAACGCAGCUUAGAUAGCUUCUCCUCGGAUUCUUGGGUAGACAUGGAUGAAGAAUUGUGUGAUGCUCGUGCUCGGGAAGAGAAGGAUGAGAACUUGGAUAAAACCCCUAAGCCCUCAGCUGAUGGUUCCUCCUCUCCCAACAGCACACAUUCGGAAGGGAAGGAGAUUUUGGGAAAGAAGCAGAAAUCCACUGCCACCAGGUACCUCAAAAGAACUUUGUCCAAUGAGUCGGAUGAGAGUGUAAAGUCAACGCCAGCAGAGUAUCCCAAAACGCCCACGGGGUCGCCAGCCACAGAGGUCUCAGCCAAAUGGACUCACCUUACAGAGUUUGAACUGAAAGGGUUGAAAGCCCUCGUUGAAAAACUUGAAUCCCUCCCAGAGAAUAAGAAAUGCAUCCCGGAAGGCAUCGAAGAUCCUCAGGCUUUGCUAGAGGACAUGAAGAAUAUCCUGAAAGAACACGCAGACGAUGACCAAAACCUUGCCGUUUCUGGGGUCCCGGUGGUAUCCUGGCCGAAGAAAAACACAAAGAAUCGAGCCGUCGGCAGGCCAAAGGGUAAGCUGGGACCCGCUUCUGCCGUGAAGCUCGCAGCAAACCGGACGACUGCGGGGGCUCGCCGGAGGAGGACGCGAUGUCGCAAGUGCGAGGCCUGCCUGCGCACCGAAUGUGGCGAGUGUCACUUCUGCAAGGACAUGAAGAAGUUUGGUGGGCCGGGCCGGAUGAAGCAGUCGUGUAUCAUGAGGCAGUGCAUCGCGCCGGUGUUGCCCCACACUGCCGUGUGCCUGGUGUGCGGAGAAGCUGGGAAGGAAGAUACCGUGGAAGAGGAGGAGGGCAAGUUCAACCUCAUGCUGAUGGAGUGCUCCAUCUGCAACGAAAUCAUCCAUCCCGGAUGCCUUAAGGUGCGGGAGUCGGACGGUGUGGUCAACGAUGAGCUGCCAAACUGCUGGGAGUGCCCCAAGUGCAACCAUGCUGGGAAAACGGGGAAAGCGUACAAGCAAAAGCGCGGACCAGGGUUCAAAUACGCAUCCAACCUCCCCGGCUCGCUGCUGAAAGAGCAGAAGAUCAACCGGGAAAACAAAGAGGUCGUCCCGGACGCCACCAAGCGCAAAGUGGAAUGUGAGGAGCCCCCUCGGAAGAAGUCAGACGAACACCCCAAAAAGCCCCCCCUGGACCCCUUGCUGAGGAGGAAGUCUGAAGAUGUCCACCUGCGGCGGAAAAGGAAAUUCGAGAAGCCUCAGGAGCCCACCAUGAGGAAACGGCUAAAACUAGGCAAAGAAGAGAAGCUGUUUAGGAAAAAGCGGCGGUCUUGGAAGGCGGCCGACGACCGAACGGCCCUGGUGAAGCCUCUGCGGUGUUUCAAGCAGGAGCCGGAGGAGGGCCUCCCGGAGGAGCCGCCAAAGAGCAAGGAGAGCGACCAGUCCCGCUCGAGCUCCCCCAUGGCUGGGCCCAGCUCAGAGGGGGCGGAGUCUCGCGGCGACAAGAAGAAGUUCAAGAUCCGGCGGAAAAACCGCGUUUCCAACGAGCUCAGCAAGGAGCUCAGCAAGGAGCUCAACCAGGAGAUCCAAAAGACUGAGAACAGCCUGGCCAACGAGAACCACCAGCCCAUUAAGUCGGAGCCGGAGAGCGAGAACGAGGAGCCCAAGCGAGCCCUCUGCCCCGAGCGGCCCCACCGCUUCAGCAAGGGCUUGAACGGGACGCCCCGGGAACCCCGGCACCAGCUCCUGCCCAGCCUGCGCAGCAGCACUCCCCGGAUGAUCAGCCGGCCUCCCCCCUCCCUGUCGCCACCCAAGUGCAUGCAGAUGGAGCGCCACGUCAUCCGGCCGCCCCCCAUCAGCCCCCCGCCGGACUCGCUUCCCCUGGAUGACGGGGCCGCCCACGUGAUGCAGCGGGAGGUCUGGAUGGCCGUCUUCAGCUACCUCAGCCACAGCGAACUGUGCGUCUGCAUGAGGGUGUGCAGGACUUGGAACAGAUGGUGCUGUGAUAAGAGACUGUGGACCAAAAUAGAUCUAAACCAUUGUAAAUCCAUCACCCCCCUUAUGCUCAGCGGUAUUAUUCGGAGGCAGCCGGUCAAACUGGAUCUGAGCUGGACAAACAUAUCCAAAAAGCAGCUGAGCUGGCUCAUCAACAGGCUCCCAGGUCUGCGGGAUCUGGUCCUGGCAGGGUGCUCGUGGAUCGCCGUGUCCGCUCUUUGCAGUUCCAGUUGUCCCCUCCUCCGAACUCUGGAUGUCCAGUGGGUAGAAGGUUUAAAAGAUGCACAAAUGAGAGACCUUUUGUCGCCACCAACUGACAACAGGCCAGGCCAAAUCGACAACCGGAGCAAACUGCGCAACAUCGUGGCGCUGCGCCUGUCCGGCUUGGACAUCACAGACGCGUCCCUGCGCCUGAUCAUCCGGCACAUGCCGCUGCUGGCCAGGCUCGACCUCAGCUUCUGCAACCACAUGACAGAUCAGUCCGUCAACCUGCUGACGGCCGUGGGCACCACCACACGGGAUUCCCUAACGGAAGUCGUCCUGCAAGACUGCAACCAGGUGACCGGCCAGUGUCUCUCCUAUUUCAAGCGCUGUGGCAGCAUCUGCCGGAUCGACCUGAGGUACUGCAAGCAAGUCAGCAAGGAAGGCUGUGAGCAGUUCAUAGCCGAGAUGUCGGUCAGCGUUCAGUUUAACCAGGUGGAAGAGAAACUGCUGCAGAAACUGAGUUAGUAUUUUUUUUUCCAAGGGCACAUUUGUAAAUAGUUAAGGGAGAAAAAGGACUCCAGGAGGACAAAGAGGGAAUUUUAUUUUUGGUUGGAAGAUGCCAGCCAGAUAAGCCCACGUGUCAAAAGGUGCAAGAGUGGACAGGAACCUGUGGGAUUCAAGCCACCUGCAGCUACCGUUUCAGCCUCUUGAGGAUUACCUGAUGCUUUCUACCCAGGUGGUUUAAUUUCCAGUGAUGACAGCAAAGGAUUGUUCAUGCCUGGGUCGAGGAAGGGGUCCCCCCCCCCCCCCCCCCGC